Messenger RNA from Enterobius vermicularis (human pinworm), 1860 nucleotides. Lineage: Eukaryota; Metazoa; Nematoda; Chromadorea; Rhabditida; Oxyuridae. The record is from the annotation of a GenBank genome assembly.
AUGGAAGUUGGGGCUGAAAUAGCACGUAUAAUUAUUGAGAGCAGAAUCACUGGAGUUUUUAAGAAUGAAGUGAGCUUGGUAAACGCUAGUGUUAAAGAAGCUGAACAUAUCUUGUCCGUUGAAAAACCUGUUAGAAUCGAAACACUAUUGGUUCAUGAACAGUGUGCUCGUGCUGACGCUCUUUGUGAGAAUGCUUUGCUGAUUGAAUCAUGGACCAUCACAUUAAGUUCCAACCAACACCCAGGAAAAUUGGCUAAGGCUUUGGACCCGCUUUUUUUAAAGAAUGCUGUGCGCUCCCAACUCCACUUUUCUCAGUUAAAUUCUUGGAUGAUAAAUAACGGCGGCAAACUGCCUAAUGGUCUGGUGUUUGUAUACAGAAUUACUCGCGAUGAAUUUACGGGUACUCAUUGUGAAACGGAUAGGGUUUUGAACAAGGACGACAGCUGUUCAAUUCAUGAAUGGUCAUCAGCUUUGCCACUGCUAUCGCCAAAUUCGUCCUUCUCUUACCUGCAUGGUGAAAUAGACUUUGCGCGGCAUAUUGAAGAUGAAAAUUCCAGUCUGCAAGGUCCAUUGGAGAUAGAAGACGGAGAAGAUUCUUCUGGCAUCUACUCGGCAUCAACUUCGAGUCAUGAGCAGGAACUCCAUUACAUUAGUGACCAGUCUCUUACGGAAUCGUCGGCUCCCGUUGCGCAUGCUAUCGGGUCGUCUUUUCAACCUCAGACGUUUUCGCGAAAAACUCGCUGUCACGAUACUGAAGAUGGACUGGAAAGACCUCCAAGAAAAAGAAGUUUUCUGGAUGAAAGCAUUGUUGAUCCAGUCAGCGUAGAUUCACCAAAAUUUUGCUUGAUUAACAAUUUCGAGGAAUUUGCGACUUCAAAAGCCCAGUCGAUUGAAGUGGAAAGUCUUGCUAACGCAUUGGCUGAAUCUUCUUCGUUGACAAAGGAACAGAGUAUUCAUUCUUCUUUCAUCUCGCGGCGACAGUGUGUACCUCGCAGGUUUCGUAUCCUAUCUGCUUUCCGUUUCAUGCCGGGCUCAUCUACACUAUUUUCAAAAAAAACUGGUUUACCUUUAAAUUCUAGUCCUGCCCCUUCUCAUCACCGGAAGGGGAAAAAAGCCGAAACAGUACCGCUUGCAGGUCAUAACCUCGAUAUUUCUCGAAUCUUCACCAUUCCACUGCAUAGGUUCAUUGAAAAUUCUUUGCGGAGAAAAUGCGCGUCACAAAAAUCGUCACCUGAAAUUUAUAAAGUUUGCAGUUUUAGGUACGGUGAUGAAGACAGUAGCCAAAGCGAUAGUGAAAAACUGAAUCCCACAAAAACUAGUGCAACUAGUAGUGGAUUACUGUGUAAUUUUGAAGAAAGUAUAUUAAACGGCCGGUUAGAACCGUUCGCUUCUGUCGAAGGAUUCCAACUGCAGAUCACUGCAAGUGGUUCUUUUUGCUCGCCCCACGUAACUCUUCCAGUUGAAGCAUUCUUCUUCAGCCUUUCCGAUGACGAUGCACCUUCACUCAACUUUACUUUGUUCAAUCCGCAAGGAACCGUCGUAUGUCUUUUUGUUGUACGUUUUGAUGUUACCGAAAUGCUUCCAUCUUGUCAAACUUUUUUGCGUCAGAGGCAGUUUUUUAUGCCUCCGGAAUGUCCAUACGACCAGAUUAACCGUUCAUGGCUCAAAUACCUUAUACAUCUUAGGCUCGCAACAGAUCGUAAGUGUAAUUUAUUCAUACACAACGAUAUUCGCAUAUUAUUCUCACAAAAAAGUAAUCUGGACGGUUUGAACGUUGAGUUAGAGGAGCGCGAGGAAUGUUUCCAGUUACGUGCUUUUACAGAAAUGCCACAAAGACCUCGUUUUUCUCCCCGGAAAUAA